CGUUGUCGCCCUGCUGCGUGUGAGUGUGUGUGUUUGUGUGUGAAGGAUCUAGAUGCCUGAGUUUCUUCAGAGUUUGUUUUACCGUUGGCAGCUCUGUAUGUGUGUGACAUUUUGCCGGAUUAGUAAACAACUUCGGAAAAAUGUAUGGUUUUGUGAACUACGCUCUUGAAGUUUUAGUUGUGAAGAAUUUUGGAGAAGAAAUAUGGGAAAGAAUAAAGAAAAAGGCGGACUUUCAGAUGGAAGGACAUUUUUUAGUUAGACAAAUUUAUGAAGAUGAACUAACAUAUAAUCUCAUAGGAGCAGCAGUAGAAGUACUAGAAAUUCCAGCCAAUGACAUUUUAGAGCUAUUUGGCAAAACUUUUUUUGAAUUUUGUCAAGAUUCGGGUUAUGAUAAAAUAUUGCAAGUAUUGGGGGCUACGCCAAGGGACUUUUUAACGAAUUUAGACGCGCUACAUGAUCAUUUGGGUACUCUAUAUCCUGGAAUGAAAGCCCCUUCAUUCCGUUGCACUGAAAGACCAGAAGAUGGUGCUCUUAUUCUACAUUAUUACUCAGAUAGAGCAGGAUUGGAACAUAUUGUUAUCGGCAUCGUUAAAACAGUGGCUAGUAGAUUGCAUAAUACAGAGGUCGAAGUGGAAGUUAUUCAAACCAAAGACGAAAGUGAUCAUGUACAGUUUUUAAUAACGGAAAAGUUUGCACCCAAAAAAUCACAAUUGAAAGAAAUCGACGAAAUAGAAACACUUUCAUUAGAGCCUAAAGUGAGUCCUGCAACAUUCUGUAGACUGUUUCCAUUUCAUAUAAUGUUUGAUCCGGAAAUGAAGAUUGUGCAAACAGGGUUUUCUGUAGCUAGGAUUAUUCCAAAAGUGAAUUCUGUUGGAAGUAAAAUAACUGACAUUUUAGAUCCGGUUAGGCCUCACUUGGAUCUAACAUUUGAAAAUAUUUUGUCUCACAUUAAUACAAUUUACGUUCUGAAAACAAGAGCAGGUGUGAUGAAAGUGAAUGCUCCUCCAGAAUAUCGAAAUCUCAGGCUGAAGGGACAAAUGCUGUACGUACCGGAAACCGAUCUCAUAGUGUUUCUUUGUUAUCCUAGUGUAGUCAGCUUAGAUGACUUAACCAGGCGAGGACUUUAUAUAAGCGACAUCCCCUUACAUGACGCUACCAGAGAUCUAGUAUUAAUGUCAGAGCAAUUCGAAGCAGACUACAAGUUAACCAGAAAUUUAGAAUUUUUGACAGACAAAUUACAACAAACUUACAGAGAACUCGAUACGGAAAAAAUUAAAACUGAUAGAUUAUUAUAUUCAGUACUACCUAUCACUGUCGCGAACGAAUUAAGACAUAAAAGACCAGUACCUGCUAAACGCUAUGAAUUCGCGACAAUUUUAUUUUCUGGAAUCGUUGCAUUUUCCGACUAUUGUGCCAGAAAUUCUGAUUCGAAAGGUGCUAUGAAAAUAGUGAGACUGUUAAAUGAGCUGUACACAAAAUUUGAUGACUUAACUGAUCCUAAAGUGAAUCCAAAUAUUUAUAAGGUAGAAACAGUUGGUGACAAAUACAUGGCUGUAAGUGGUAUACCAGAGCCUUGUGGUACACAUGCUAAAAAUAUAGCAAAACUAGCUUUAGAUAUGAUGGAUCGAAGUGAAACCGUCUUUUUUGACGAUGAAGUGGUGCGAAUUACAAUUGGAAUACAUUGCGGUGAGGUUGUAACUGGUGUCAUAGGUCAAAGAAUGCCGAGAUUUUGUCUAUAUGGAAAUACGGUUAAUCUAACGAGUCGAACCGAAACAACAGGAGAACCUGGAAAAAUAAAUGUGACCAAAGAUGUUUAUGAUAUUCUCUGCCAGGAAGAGAAUUUUGAUGAACAAUUCCAAUUUAAAUAUAGAGGACCUGUUACAAUGAAAGGAAAGUCUGAACCAAUGGAUGUAUAUAUUUUAUCUCGAGCGAGCUCGUAAAUAAUUUAAUUAUUUGUGUUAUCGAAUAUAACAAUCUAUUUAAGCAAUAAAUAUGUCAGUCAUCUCCAAUUUCCAUUAAUUUGAACAAAAACAAGUGAUAGAUUCAUUACAAUUAGGGCGGGGAUUGGAUGGGAAGAGACUUUCUAAGUGGCCAGUAUUUCAAAACUAUCCGACGCGACGUAUCCUUAUCAGCAAUUUUAAUUUUUAGUAUAAACUGUGAAAAAAAAGUACGAACUCACUUUUGGGUUUCUUAUCGAAUGAAAAAUAAGAACAACCGCGGAAGUAUAUUCUCAAAUUCUCCAAAUUCUCACUUUAGGAAUGAAAUCUAUAUAACCCCACUGGAACAAGUACACUGAAGUUCAAAUAAAGUUUAUUUAACAAUAAAAUCUCGUACAACCCAAAUCGUGCUUUUCUUAUCGAAAUAGGUACAGAAAUUUUUUUGAUUAAACGGCCCAGUCAAAAGAUAUUCACAAAAACACAUAAUACGAGGGUGGUACAAAUAUAAGCGGGAAUUUUUGAAUAAACGCGCGAGUCGUAUAGAGACAAUUACAUAAGUCAAUAUAAUUGAGUGAUAACAGUGCAGUUCAUACACUUUAUUUUCUUAUAACGAAACUUGAUCAUAAUUUUCUAACGUUAUCAGCAAACAUGUGUAGAAACAUCCUGUUAACAAAUAUCUACUAUUUCUUUUAUAUUUAAUUGUAUUCAGUAUUUCUAGUUUUCUCAUAAAACCUGAGAAUAUUUCUAACGUUAUCAGCAGACAUAUGUAGACAUCCUGUAAUUAUAAUACAAUCAUUUUGUUACACUUUACUGUAUUCAGCAUUUUUCAAUUUUAUUUAAUGUUUGUUAAUUCAUUGAUACAGUUAGUCUUCAUUCUAUCACCUAUUGUUAUAAUCAUAGAGUUAAUAAAGUUUUUUUAAAAAAGUAAAUCUUUACAUUUAAAAUAUUACUCGCGAAAAAUGUAAUGUCGUAAGAGUGGAUGAUAAACUCAUCUGUUACAAAGCAUAAAGAACUUAUAGCCAUGAGUAAGAAGGAUGUACCAAUUUCUGUUGCGUACCGCAUCAUUAUUCGUUUUUUUUGUCAGAGAUAAUGUUAAAUCCGCGGAAUUUUAUUAAAAUUUUUCGAAAAGACCAAUAAUUGGUGGCAAACUUGAGAGGUGAGAACUUCAACACUGUAGAAAAACUCAUUUUAGGAGACCGACGCAGUACUGUACGCGAUAUGGCUAAAAAAAGUAUUAAGCGUAUAAUUCAUGAAUGGUCACUGCAAAAUUUCACCCAAAUAGAUGACAAGACUUCUGAAUUUAGAGUAGAAAUUCAACUCUGGGAAGUUUGGACACGUCUCCUGCAGUGGUAUGAAGAGAAAGGAUUUAAUAUUCGCCACACUAUGUUCCGGAGAACAAACGCGUGUCUAUAGAGUGGAGGAAGAAAGACGAAGGCGCGCCAGUUGAAGCGAAGGUAACAUUGUCACUGGGGAAGGUGUUGUGUACCGUAUUUUUGGACAUGAGCGAUAUUCCAAUUUGUAGUGCGACUAUCUAUAAAAAAAUUUAGCUCUGUAACUUAAAAAUAAAUGUUUUAUAUCAAAA
Messenger RNA from Diorhabda carinulata, 3519 nucleotides. RefSeq names its product guanylate cyclase soluble subunit beta-1 (gene Gycbeta100B). The record is from RefSeq and is a predicted model, not a curated record. The coding region runs from base 141 to 1940 and encodes 599 amino acids. Gene Ontology annotation, biological process: cGMP biosynthetic process; response to oxygen levels. Gene Ontology annotation, molecular function: guanylate cyclase activity; heme binding. Gene Ontology annotation, cellular component: guanylate cyclase complex, soluble. The transcript is spliced from 14 exons. Lineage: Eukaryota; Metazoa; Arthropoda; Insecta; Coleoptera; Chrysomelidae.